AUGUCUCAACAUCCAUCGUCAUCUGGAUCCAAACCCUCCCAACAUGCAAAGACUUCAUCCAUGGAGUUCGUAGAUGAAGACAUAAUGGACGUCACUCCUCUGUGCAUGAUACCGGGCGACACCACAGGUACCUCCUCCAAUGUUGGAGAUAAGCAAGGUAAUACCUCUGGUAACUCCUCUCUUCCUAAAGACAUGUAUUACACUGAUCGCGCUAUAAGGAGACUGGUUACUAGAGUACUGAGUGAAGGACAUAAAGUUGAAGGGGUCUCUACCCCUCUGUCCAGAAGGGAACCCUCUCCUGAGAGAGAACCCCAUGCUGAUAAAGAUGAUGAUUCAUCUAGAUCAGAAAAAGAGGUGGCUGCUGAAGGGCUUUGCUCUCUAGAAAGCACUGAAGGAGAAGAUGAUCCUUUGGUUCAUCUGGUUAAACCUAGCAUAGCUGAGAAACUAAGAACUAAGAAAGGAAAAAGCAUGGCUAAAAUGAGAGCUGCUAGAGUGAAAAAGACUACAGGAGUAGGACCCUCAGAACCCUGGAGCAAGGUUGAGGUUGGAAAAAGAAAAGAAAGACACAACUUUGAUUCUGAGGAGGAUGUUAAAGACGAUGUCCCAGACAUCUCCCCUGCAAAAAGGCAGGCUGUUCAGAAAUCUCCUGGCAAGGCUGCUGUUGUCCAUCUUGACAAUAUCUCCUUUCAUUUGGAAGAUGGAGCAGCAAAGUGGAAAUAUGUCAUUCAGAGAAGAGUAACCAUUGAAAGAGAACUUGGACAAGAAGCUGUUGAGGUAAAGGAGGUUAUUGAUCUGAUCAAAAAUGUUGGACUCAUAAAGACUGUGGUAACUCUACCACAAUGCUAUGAGGGGCUGGUUAAAGAGUUUAUUGUUAAUAUCCCUGAGGAUAUUCAUGAUAAGAACAGCAGGGAGUUUUGCAAGGUAUUUGUAAGAGGCAAAUGUGUAAAAUUCUCACCAAGUAUCAUCAACAAGUUCCUAGGAAGAGGAAUGGAUGGAGGAGUAGACCUAGAAACCACAGAUAAUGAGGUCUGUAAGGCUAUCACAGCUGGCCAAGUUAAGGAAUGUCCUAGUAGAAAUCACUUAUCAGCUGGAAAACUCAGUGUGGCCAAGGCCAGAAAAGAAGCUUUAGAAGUUCUCAUCUGCAGCCUGGAAAGGGAAGACACAGAAAAGGCUGAUAAGGAUUCAAAUGCAAGACCUAAAACUCAAUCCAGUGGCAACUCUGGAAGCUUGGAAGACUCUGAAGGUGUAGCUGAAGAUGAAGAUGAAGGUGAAGGAGAUACUUCUUCUUCUGACUAA
This is a messenger RNA of Lathyrus oleraceus (garden pea), 1296 nucleotides long. RefSeq lists its product as uncharacterized. Lineage: Eukaryota; Viridiplantae; Streptophyta; Magnoliopsida; Fabales; Fabaceae. Bases 1 to 1296 code for a protein of 431 amino acids. The transcript has 3 exons. The record is from RefSeq and is a predicted model, not a curated record.